AUGCGAAAAGCAUUAUUUCGCGGGAUUAGUGGCACUGAUGUGCAUCUGGUAAGCUUGACGAAACUGGAACUACGGUUACUUGAUUUCGAGUUAAUAG
Messenger RNA from Acanthocheilonema viteae, 97 nucleotides. The record is from the annotation of a GenBank genome assembly. NCBI's taxonomy places the organism in Eukaryota, Metazoa, Nematoda, Chromadorea, Rhabditida, Onchocercidae.